This is a messenger RNA of Mesorhabditis spiculigera, 1863 nucleotides long. NCBI's taxonomy places the organism in Eukaryota, Metazoa, Nematoda, Chromadorea, Rhabditida, Rhabditidae. The record is from the annotation of a GenBank genome assembly.
AUGGGCCUAUCGACUCGAUGGCUUUUCCUUAUCUCACUCUUUGCACGGGUUACGGUGGCUGAGGAGCACAAUUUGACGGGGGCAUUGCCUAAUCUGCCGGAACUUGGAGGGCUUUUGGAAGAUGUUGGUGACGUAAACAAUGUUUUCCCGACUUCAAUGUCGAUGGAGAGCGCUGUCCCUCAUGGCGUAUGCGUAAACGCCAGCGAUCCCAGCGAACGACUCGAAUGUGAAAAGGCCUUCCAUAUGGGCAAAAAUUCACGGUUGGGCGACGAAACUGUGAAAAACGAGACGCAACACCUGAAGGUGAAGGGCCGACUAUCGGCUUCAAGCUUUCAACCAAUGGUUCUGGCCGAUUGCAUCGAUUAUCCAUGCAUUUCCAAGUAUCUAUUAGGAAAAAUCACUAAUGCUCCAUUCCUUUACAAUAAAAAGCGAUUUGGGAACGUGCCACGCAAGGAAUUUCGCGUGAUGAGCGACGCCGAGCGGAAACGCUUCUUCGACGCGUUGAACUUGCUCAAAAAGAAUGGAGUUUACGAUAGAUGGUCCGACAUCCACCAGCAAAUGUCAACGCGCGGGACGGCGCAUCAGGGCUCGAAUUUCUUGCCGUGGCAUCGUGAACAUUUGAAGCGCCCCCCCCUGCUAACAGCCCAGUACCACAACGCUUUUCGGCUGGAGUUAGAACUGCGCCGGAUUGAUGCCGACAUCUCGAUCCCGUUUUGGGAUUCAACCGUCGAUGCCAAGCUGCCAGUGCCGGCCGACUCGGUCAUGUGGAGCCCUGAACUGCUCGGAAACACGUUUGGCCCGAUCACGACGGGCGCGUUUGAAGGGUGGCAAAAUGAGGAGAAGAAGUCUGGCGUCAUUCGUGAAGUCGGCGUCUUCCCCAAUUCUCAUCCACUGACGAUUGCAGGCGUUCGGAGCGCUCUAUCAUUUUCGACGGUAGAUGACGUUCUGGCACAAUCGAAGAAGAUCUCCACGAAGGGCUGCGGUGAUAUCAACUACAACUGGCUCGACAUCCAGCAUAACCACGUUCACAAUUUUGUUGGCGGUGACAUGCGCUUCGUGCAAUGGUCAUCCCGCGAUCCGACCUUUCUGCUCCACCACGCUUUCAUCGAUUUCAUCUGGGAAGGAUGGCGGAUGUUGCAUCAAACAGAACAACAACGCGAUUCUGAAUAUCCCAACGACGCUUGUAUCAACAUCGCGAAUCGGGCAACGACUUUGAUGUACCCAUUCCGGUUACGGAACAUUGACGGGCUUUCAAACGCGUACACGCGGAAUUUGUAUCAUUACUGGCCCGCCCCUCGGUGCACCAAGGAGACGGCCGAUUGUGAGGGGAGCAGAUUCCUUUUCUGCGAUACCCGCGAUCCCAACGCUCCGCAAUGCGUCUCAAAAGUCCGUGUCGGCGGAAGUUGCGCCGGCUUCGAGCAAUCGGCGCCGAUGGACGUGUGCUACCGUGGCGUUUGCGUAGGGGGUAGAUGCGUCGAAAAGGAUUUAACCUCACCAACCGGUGGGAAACCCGUGGAAUAUCCGGCACAAAAUAAUGCAGUAGUGGAAGAACGUUGUCUGGACAGACAUCCUUGCUGCCAAUCUCGAGCCUCCCCACAGCUAUGUCGUGACAAUCCGGCCGUACGGCUGCUAUGCCCGGCCUCGUGUACUGUAUGCGUUCCCAAAUAUUAUUGGCCAACAUCGGAUUGCUCGGAUCGCCUGCGCAAUUGCUACGCCUUAUCCCAACGGGGUGCCUGCAAUGUGAAGGAAUAUAUCACGAAUUGCCGUGGGACCUGUGGCCAUUGUCAGGGAAGCUGUGAAGCGGGCGUCACUUCUUGGCAGCAAGACCUGGCAGCCGCUGCAGCCGCCAUAAAGAAUGCCGGC